AUGAUGGUAAACAUAUCACUUAACAAUCAAAAAGCUAAUUAUGUAAACCUUGGUGAAGGCUCUCCUGUUACCCACCUGAUCAAGCUCCUAGAAGGAGAAGAUGGUUGUGGUGCCUGUUACAAUGAGGUACCUGGGUGCAAGAAAAACUACUGUCUUAGACAUUCAGGAGACAAAACUCUAAAUAUAACAUUAAAAGAGAUUACCAAGUCCAUGGAGGGCUUUUACAGGUUAUAUCCAUACUGCUUAGGAACUAACCAUAACUGUACAACACACCAACCUUUGAAGAGUUUCAUGCUCUUCAUUGAAGGUAGAGUCAGAUCGCUUACUUUAACCUUUUAACUCCCAGAAGUAAUUAACAUGUUACUUCUCCACUAUAACAUGCAUACAUUAUCCAGCAAAUGGGUUGUGAGAGUACUUGAAAUUAUCAGGUAAAAGAUAUUACCUUGAUGAAACACCAAAUUCUCAUAACCAAUUUACAAGAAAAUGUGUAGCACCUAGAGGAGAGAAUAUCCUGGUUGCCUCCCUCAUUGUUUUAAAUAAAAUUCCUUAGAAUGUGCUUCUAUCUCAGUAAGCCUAGUGUAUAUAUCUAAAGAGCAUCUUUGCCUGCAUGAAGCUAUGACAACUACUGAGACAAACUCAGGCCCUGCAGAGCAGGUUUCUUUAAGUAGAAAGGUGUAUCUAAUGAGGAAAUGCUGGAGAAAAAUAAUAAUUGUCUAUUUAUUGAAUACUUCAAAAUUGUAUCUAAGGUUUGUGCAAGCUAAGUGACUGUGGCCCUGAUGGUGGUGUGAAAAAUUAGGGCUGAGUUAAAUUUAGUGAUUGUGCAACUUAAAUGUGAUUUUACAACCAAGUAAAUUGUGGCUCAUAUAUAAUGAGGAAAAAACUUAGAAUAUAGGAUAAGGAAUUUAUGUUGUGAAAAAUACUCUUCAUUGCCUUAGGUUAGGACACAUUUAUAUGGAAGAAUCACAUUGACUUCCAACUUGACUUUUUGUAUCUGUUUACUGAAAAGGUGAACAGCUACACUUAAUGUGUAAAAAGUGAUGACAUAAACUUGCUUUCAUCAUUGCAUAUAAGCCAGAGCCAACAAAGGUGACAACAGUUGAGACAGACUCAGGCCCCACAGAAUGGGUUUCUUCAGGU
Pocillopora meandrina is the source of this 1137-nucleotide messenger RNA. NCBI's taxonomy places the organism in Eukaryota, Metazoa, Cnidaria, Anthozoa, Scleractinia, Pocilloporidae. The record is from the annotation of a GenBank genome assembly.